CCGUGGGAGCGGCCCAAGAAAUGGCAAAAAGACAAAAAAGGGGGGGGUUACCAUAGCAACAGCCACACCACAUUGUGUUUACCACACGUGGAGAGGGAGGCGUACACAAACAUCCCAAUCUGUCAUUCGGGUUUACACAGGGAUGGGCUUCCCCCACCAGGCGUAUUUGGGUCUUCCUUUGCAAAACAGAGCUCUGAGAAGAGGAAUCUCGACUUCUAAUUUCCACCAAAGUCCCUGGCUUCUCUGGGUCUCAAAUAAGGAGAAUAAUAAUUAUUCUGUGCCCACUUCAGAGGGUUCUGUGGCGAGAGAGUUACAAAAUAUUCUGCAAGGGAUUCUCAGGGCACAGCAUCAGCCUGGCGUCACCCAGUGGAACACAGCAACGGCCUCUGCUGCAGGUGCAGGGCUAGAGGCUGGCAAGGACAAGGUAGUUAUCUUCCGCGGAGACGGGAGAAAAGAGGUCAGCCUGGGAAAAACCAAAAGGAGGUGACCGAUGUUCGCGUUUGUUCCCUAGACCUUAACAACCAGUCCUUUUGGAGUGUUUUCCUUCCUCAAUACCCAAUCUCCACGGGCUGGAGAAGCCUGGGAGCCCAGAGCCCGUACCUCCCGGCUGCCUUGAUAAGGAAAAAGCAAACAGGUGGGCAUUUUUUUAUGUCAAUCAUGUCAUGAUGCUUUCAGUGUCGUGCUCACUUAUGCACCCUAAACUUCUCAAAGAUCUUCCCCUUCCUGGGUCAAUCCUGUUUUAACACACUUGCCCCUCAAUAUAUAGCAUCUGAACAGAGGUGACAGAUGCGAAGAAAGGGAAACUGGGACAGACUGAAAGUGACUUUUAUUUCCUUCACUCAAGACAGUGCUGACUUCAGAAUAGCCAGAUUCAUUGGCCUUAAGGAUUUUGAGAUGGUCGAUAGUGGAGGCUGGGGUUUGGCCACUAGGUAUUUGUGUAGCAAGCGUGCAGUUUUCAGUCCAAGGUUGUGCUUAUUUGAGGUGGCUGGAGCCGGGGGUGGGGCAUGAUGAUCAAGGGCAGGGCAGGGGGUUGGCUAAAGACCCCUGAGCCCAAUCUACCCCCUUGACAUUUCAGGGAACUUAGAUUUUGUGGCUAAAGCAAUACACGUUUCCAGGAGUCCAUUCGCACAGGUGUUAUAAAUCUACGGGAAGCUUUCCAACUGAUGAUGCGCUGUCAUUUGCAAAGCCGUUCCCUGAUUUAUCUAAUCUACAAACAGCCACCCUGAAUGAAAAUCAAGGAAACUGCUACAGUUACAUCUUGAGAAAUCCCUGCUCAUUCAGCCUUGGCAUUUGGGAGAUCCUCUACCCAAGAAGGCUUUUACCAAAGAGAAAUAAAAAUACCUUGCAAAAAUGCAGCAGCUCCACCGAAGUUUCAAGAAAGGUUAAUUAUCAUCAUUUGGUGUUUUUGAGCGUCUCUCCCUCCUCUGGGCAGGGGGACGGGGAGGGGAAGAGGGGGAAGGAGAUUGGGGGAAGGGGAGUGUGGUUUUCUGAUCUCAACUCACAUAGCAUGGUUUGAAUUAUAUAAUGGAACUGCUGUGAGUCAGGUGACAGGCUCCCUGUGUAAUUCCCUGCAGAAAGAGACAAACUGCAUGUUAAAAAGCUCAACAAAUACUCUUUAAAAAAAAAAGAAAAAAGAAAAGAAAAAAAAAAAAAGCAAAGCCUAGGCUGUGAGGUUCAGACUUCCAAGCUGCAGCUUCCUCUGAAUUCUCCCCAGGCUGAAACAGCUGGGCAGGCUGGCUGAGUCCCAGGACACCCGGAGGCUGCGGAGAGCCCCACCGGGGUCGGGGGUCUGGUCCGGAUCACCGGGUUACUUUCUGUUUCAUUUCGAAAUGUGCCCUGUUCCUGAGACGGGUUGCUUCCCAUGUCCAGGAAAACGCAGGACUCCUUGGAGACUCCAGCCAGGCUUUUAAGAACCGGGGCUUUGUGAAGCUGAGGAAGUGGAGAGGCUGGCGGCGAUGCGUUCUGACUCCCUUGUCCCAGGGACCCACACCCCACCCAUCCGGAGAAGGAGUAAGUUUGCCAACCUGGGAAGGAUUUUCAAGCCCUGGAAGUGGAGGAAGAAGAAAAGCGAAAAGUUCAAACACACAUCAGCAGCCCUGGAACGGAAAAUCUCAAUGAGGCAAAGCAGAGAGGAGCUGAUAAAACGAGGGGUCUUGAAGGAGAUUUAUGAUAAAGAUGGGGAGCUCUCCAUAUCCACUGAAGAUGACUCCCUGGAAAACGGGCAGUCCCUGAGCUCCAGCCAAUUGUCUCUGCCCGCGCUGUCCGAAAUGGAGCCGGUCCCGAUGCCCCGGGAUCCCUGCUCAUACGAGGUGCUCCAACCUUCUGACAUCAUGGAUGGGACAGUGUCUGAAGAGAGUCCCUCUGCCAGUGAGUCUGGAGUCCUCCUGUCCCAAGAUCCUUCAGCCAAACCAGUCCUGCUACUGCCCCCCAAAAAACCUGCUGCUUUCCCUGGAGACCAUGAGGAGACCCCAGUGAAGCAGCUGGCACUCCUCAAGCAGCCCCCCGCCCUGCCUCCCAAACCCACUGCCAGGAUUGCCAACCACUUAACAGAUCCUGGCGCCCCUGUGAAAUUGCCUUGUCUGCCAGUGAAGCUGUCACCUCCACUACCUCCAAAGAAAGUCAUGAUCUGUAUGCCCGUGGGGGGGCCAGACCUCUCCCUGGCAUCCUACGCGGCCCAGAAGGGUGGCCAGCAGGGCAGCGCCCAGCACCACCACACCGUCCUGCCAUCCCAGAUCCAGCACCAGCUGCAGUAUGGCAGCCUCGGCCAGCACCACCCCUCCACCACCGGCUCCCUCCCGCUGCACCCCUCGGGCUGCAGGAUGAUAGAUGAGCUGAACAAAACGCUGGCCAUGACCAUGCAGAGGCUGGAAAGCUCUGAGCAGCGGGUCCCCUGUUCUACUUCCUACCACAGCUCUGGUUUGCACUCGGGUGACAGUGUCACAAAAGCCGGACCUCUGGGCCUUCCGGAAAUAAGACAAGUGCCAACUGUUGUGAUUGAAUGUGAUGACAAUAAAGAAAAUGUGCCUCAUGAAUCAGACUACGAAGACUCUUCUUGCCUGUACACGAGAGAGGAGGAGGAGGAGGAGGAAGAGGAUGAGGAUGACGACAGCUCAUUGUACACCAGCUCCCUGGCCAUGAAGGUGUGCAGGAAGGACUCCUUAGCCAUCAAACUCAGCAACCGGCCCUCCAAGCGGGAGCUGGAAGAAAAGAACAUCCUGCCGAGGCAGACGGAUGAGGAGCGGCUGGAGCUGAGGCAGCAGAUCGGCACCAAGCUCACCAGGCGACUGAGCCAGAGGCCAACGGCAGAGGAGUUGGAGCAGAGGAACAUUUUGAAACCUCGGAAUGAACAAGAGGAACAAGAGGAGAAAAGAGAGAUCAAGAGGAGGUUAACUCGGAAGCUCAGCCAGCGGCCCACAGUGGAGGAGCUCCGGGAACGGAAGAUCCUCAUCCGCUUCAGCGACUACGUGGAGGUGGCCGACGCUCAGGACUACGACCGCAGGGCCGACAAGCCGUGGACCCGCCUCACCGCUGCCGACAAAGCUGCCAUUCGAAAGGAGCUCAAUGAAUUUAAAAGCACUGAAAUGGAAGUUCACGAAUUGAGUAGACAUUUAACAAGAUUUCACCGACCUUAACCGUUGACCUCCUCUUGAGUGCUAUGCCGUCUUCAAAACAUAAAUUUAUAAGAACCAUAAGUGCUGGUAUUUAUUCACUUCCCCAUUACGAUGUAAAUCUUCUGAACUGCCUUUUUUUAAAAGAAGAAGAAGAAGAAGAGGAAACACAAUCAGGAUUCCGCUUGCAAAUACUCGAUGGUUCCGGCGCCGUGGCCAGACCUGCUGGCACCACCGCUGAUGAUGGACUGAGCCCCAGCCAGGGCCGGGCCGAGGGCACCGAAGACUUUCCGGCACUGGGAGCAGCCCCGGGCCGCUGCGGCCAAGCCGGCAGGCACCGAAUUCGUUCAGGCUCCGGCCGGCGAGCCUCUGCCUCGAGAGUGUCUGGCACCUGAGUCCAAAGAAAGCUGAGACAGUGGCUCUGGCCUGGGAUGACGGUACAAAGCGUGCGAUCUGUUUGGCCUUCGAGACACGGCCAAACACCCUGGCCCGGCGUGGCCCCCAGUGGGGCAGCUGCUCUUCUCUCCCUUCAGCCCCCGUGCGUGCAGUGAACAAAGGGAGAGCCCUUGGCUGGGGGAGUGUGGCGGGGGCUGUCUGUCCGGAGUGUGUGUGCUGCAGUCAUGGAAGGCUGCUUUAGGAGAGAGGUGUCACGCAAAAAGCCAGAUGUCAUGGGGGAGCUUAGGGACACCCACAGCCAGUGCUGUCAGGGUGGUAGCACACGUGGGAGCGCACAGUCCCUCUUGAGGACAUAAAGCCUGGGGUGACAAACUGCUUGGCUGCUGUCCUUGGUUUUCUCUGCGUGACCCCAGGGCUGGUGAGGGGGUGGCGUGGACGUGAACGGCCUCUGAAGGAAAGACCCAGGCGUGCAGGCCCAAAAUCAUUCCUGAAAGACUGGCCCUCCCAGCCGCUGGGGGACUGGUCCGCUUGGGCCACCCAAGGGCCCUCCAGGCUUUCUUUGCGCUGAGGAGCAUCUGGGGAGAAGCCCCAGGGUGGGGCUUGUUGUGCUGUAUCCCCUCUGCCCCCCACUUCUCAGGGGAGUCCUUCCUCUCGUCCCUGAUGCUGCCGGGGGAGGGGGGGGGCCUUGAUGCCUCUCUGGCCAUCCGCCUCGCUUGGGACCCCAGGAAAGCAGUGUGGACAGGACUUGUCGAGGGUAGAAUGUGCGUGGGGAGUGGGGGAUGACUCCGCCCCCAGCUGCCCCCUUCCCUUUCCUGAGCGUCGAAGCCACCAGGCCAUCUGCAGUGAGCUUGACCUCCCCACCAGCGUGUUGGGGGAGGACUCGCUCCCCACCACGCAGGCCCAGGAUUUAGCCAGAUACCAGCUUGGCCUUCACCAAAAGAAGUUAACUGGCCCCCAUGUCAAACCGGGUGGGAUGGAGUUACUCUGGGGACGCAUACCCCUCGACAAGGCCGGGUCCUUUCCCGCAGGCCCUCGCAGCUCCUGGGCCAGCAUCAGCCCAUUGGCCUCGGGCCAUAAUCCAAGCCAUGCCCACCCGCCGGGGCACGGCUGUCUUGUGCUCACCUGCCUGGUCCUGGGAGGAUGCCAUCACCCAUCCUUUUCCCUCUGAAAGUCCCAUCUGAAUGGUUACCGCCGUGGGUAGAGGGGGUUCAGGGAAACAGGCCCGGGAAUUCAGUGUGGUGGUGACACUGUCGUCCCGAAAGGCAGACUCGUACUUGAAUCUGUGGGUGUGGUGGCGAAGGAGGUGGGGCUCCUGUGUCACUCCUUGGCAGCGGCGGGUACACGUUCCAGGCCCCCCCAGUGCCUGCCUGGCCAGGAUCUGGGUCAGAGCGGGUGGCAGCUUUCCCCCCCAGCGGCUCACCAUGGCCUGGCCCAGGAGCGAGUCCACGGCCUGGACUCCUGCCCUAGAGGCCGGGGGCUUCUCUGCUGGCUUUGGUUCCACGGCCUUCCAGAUUCCCUGGGACCAUGACGCCUACAUCAAGCCCCUGCAGCCCAGGUUACCUGCCCAAAGCACCCGAGGCUGGCAGGCCCCUUUGUGCUUGGAAGACACCCAGCAGGGCUUCUCCUCCUCUUCCGGCAGAGCAGUCUUUUCGGGAAGUAACUCAGGCAGGUGAAGGGUGCUCUGUCCACGUCCCCACCCUCGAGCCGGGCUCUUCGCAGCCCCCUGUAAGCCCCCCGGCAACUUGCGCAGGGCACAGGAUGGGCCCUCUGCUCUCUCCUUCCUUCCUUGAAAUCUUGGGGUCUGCAUAGCAAUGCAUCCAGAUUUCCUUUACCACAGAGGGCAACUGAAACACGUGUUUCUUUCCAAGAUGACAGUUUGACGUCAGAGGGGGGCAAAAAAGAGGGGCUGGAUGCGUUACAGCGCAUCCCUUUUCUGCAGAAGCUACAUCUGAGCAAAACGGUUUAGCCUGGGCAUCUCAGUUCCAGUAGAGCCUUUCGGCAUCAGAAAGAAAAAUGUGCCAUUUUUCAAAUCAAAACGUUUUCCUCUCGAAAUGAGCCACUGCCCCAAACGCUCCUCUCCACCCAGGAGACCGCCAGUGGCCGGCUUGCUCUUUCGAAUCCGCUGACAGGCUCUGCCCCAAAGACCCUCAGAGCUCUGUACACCUUUCGCCUUUGUGUCAGAUGAGAGAAACCAACCAACGUGACCGUGGAUGUGGUGACAACCCCCGAGCUUCGCUUUUCCCCCGCUUCCGAGUGUGUAUUUAUCUUUGCCGAAUGAAAAGCGUGGUGUGGGCUUGGUGAAUGGAACGGUCCGGCUCUCCCCGCGCCGCCCGUGGGCCAAGGCCAGCUUCAAGGACUUUCUCUUGCCCACCUGUCGGCCGGUCCCCACACCGGUUGCUUUUGCCAGUCGCUUCCCGGGUGUCUGUAACAUAGUCUGUCGUUGUAGCAGGGCGCUGGCCCGUGUUCUCCUGUAACCGACGCUGGCUGUAUGAGGAAAAGCGAUGUAAAUAGGAUACGAAUUCAACUGGAUCUCUACGGCCUGGGUUUUGUACAUACAGAAACUGCAUGGUAUUUAAAUUAUUGUUUGUCUCUGAUGAUGUAUGCAGUUUCUUUAAAAACAAACCAAAAAAAAAAAAAAAAAAAAAAAACCUCAAAAAAAAAAAA
Molecule: messenger RNA, 6668 nt
Organism: Sus scrofa (pig)
Lineage: Eukaryota; Metazoa; Chordata; Mammalia; Artiodactyla; Suidae
Gene: PHACTR1
Product: phosphatase and actin regulator 1
Biological process (GO): cell motility; stress fiber assembly
Molecular function (GO): actin binding
Source: RefSeq, a predicted model, not a curated record